Anopheles gambiae (African malaria mosquito) is the source of this 943-nucleotide messenger RNA. Its product is annotated as trypsin 3A1. The transcript has 3 exons. Gene Ontology annotation, biological process: proteolysis. The record is from RefSeq and is a predicted model, not a curated record. NCBI's taxonomy places the organism in Eukaryota, Metazoa, Arthropoda, Insecta, Diptera, Culicidae. Gene Ontology annotation, molecular function: serine-type endopeptidase activity. Bases 60 to 878 code for a protein of 272 amino acids.
AAGACCGCCAGUUACAAGUUUCGUCUGGGACGUUUCGGUAAGAACAGAUUGACAGCACGAUGGCGUUUAGUUCCUGGUUCGUGGUGGCACUGCUCAUUGGCAGCAGUUUGGCCGGCUGGGAGGAGGAUCUCUACCAGUCGAAGAGGCGCCUGCCGAGCGGGCUGGUGCUACCGAUCGCACCACCAACCAGUGGCCGCAUUGUCGGUGGAUUCGAGGCAAACAUUGCCGACUUCCCGUACCAGCUGUCGCUGCGCCAGAACGGUGCGCACAUUUGCGGCGCGUCGGUCAUCUCGAGCAACUAUGCGCUGUCGGCCGCCCACUGUACCUUCCCGGCUCCUCCGGUAGCGGCGAUUACGCUGCGCGGUGGAAGCACUGACCGAACGGCCGGUGGCGUUGUAUUCCAAACGGCGGAAAUCAUCAACCAUCCGUCGUACUCGGACAGCAGCCUGGACUUUGAUGUGUGCGUCAUCCGCAUUACGACCUCGUUUGUGGGGGCUAACAUUGCGCCGAUCACGCUAGCCCCGGAGGGUACGGACUAUCCGGAAGGUACGCGCACGAUGGUGUCGGGCUGGGGUGCGACCAGUGCCAUCGGGGCGCUGCCGAUCAAUCUGCAGGCGGUCGAGGUACCGCUUAUCUCGCAGGAAAGUUGCCGUGGCGUAUGGGGUGCGGCCAGCGUUACCGAUAACAUGGUCUGUGCCAGCGAGCCGGGACGUGAUGCGUGCGGUGGUGACAGUGGUGGCCCACUGACCAACAACGGGCGCCAGAUCGGUAUCGUGUCCUGGGGAUCGCCGUUGUGUCUGGGCAAUCUGCCGGGCGUGUAUGCGCGCGUUGCCGCGCCAAGCAUCCGUGCCUUCAUCCGGGACAAUGCGAACGUUUAAAGUGUGAUAAGCAUUAGUAAGACCAAAUAAACAUAUUUUUGACAGGUCCAAAGUUUUAACUAAAA